AAAAAAGUUUUUUUGAACCAGGUUUGAGAUUUUUUUUUUUUCAACUUGAAAAAGGUAAAAAGCCCACACAUCCUUAUUCUCUCCCCGGGCACUGUCGACGGCGUUGAACAGCCGGUUUAUCAAGGCGAUAGUUUUCAAUAUAUUCUUGCUCCUCACUACUCUUUCUAAUUGCUCACCCUUUUGUUCUCUGUGAACGUUGUUAAUCAUCAUACCCCAGAACGCCGCCAAGAAUCGACAACGACAGCUCCUAGUUCUGAAACAGCAUAGCUAUUGAAGCUUGGAAACCGAACUCUACUUUUUCGUGCUUUGUUUGGCAGAAGGAAAAAUAAAAGAAAAAUCAAGAGAGACAGAAAAUGGAAGAAUCUCAAGAAAGAGAAGAGUGGACUCUUGUUGCAAGAAAACCAUAUUUUGGACUCCCAACUGCUUGCCCAAUUUGCUUGCCUGUCUACAUGUAUCUCAAAUUAGCUAGGUUUCCCUUUCGCUUGGAUUUCAAUUCCACUUAUCCAGAUUCAGAUCAAAUUCCUUACAUUGAAUCUGGUGUUUAUGUGGCCUAUAAUAAUGAGAGUGGCGGGGUUAUUCAACAUUUGAAGGAAGAUGGUAUUCUUAAUCUGGAUACUGAAUUCUGCUCCAUCCCAGAAUGGAUAUCAAUGGAAGCGAUGAUUAGCUCCUGGCUUGUAGAUGCAAUCACUUAUGAGCUCUGGUUGGGUUCUGAUGGAAGUUCUGCUUUCAAGAUUUAUUAUUCUGACCUUCCUUGGUUAAUAGGAAAGGUCUUAUUUGCCAAGCAAGAGUACACUGUUAAGCAGCGACUUGGGAUAACAAAAGAAAAUGCUGAACCAAGGGAAAAAGAGAUUUACAAGAGAGCAAAAAUUGCAUAUGGAGCUUUGUCAACCAGAUUAAGAGAACAGGAGUUUCUCUUUGAGGACAGGCCAUCAAGUUUGGAUGCAUUAUUCCUAGGGCAUGUGAUUUUCACCAUUCAAGCAUUACCUGAAGCAUCAGUUCUUCGGAGUUCACUUUUAGAGCAUGGUAAUCUCAUAAGAUACGCUGAAAAACAUAAAACUAAUUUCUUGGAUGCGGGUUCAUCGUCAUCUUCUGUCCCGCGGUUCCCAUCAGAUUCGUCAUCAUCGACUCCAAGAAGAGGUCCUUCAAAUUUUAGUUCAAAGCCUAAGAGAAAACCCAAGCAGGAAAAGACUGAAGAGGAGAAAACUUUCAAAAGAAGGGCAAAAUAUUUUUUGGCAACACAGGUGGUAGCUAUUUUACUUUUUCUCUCUGUCAUGGGUGGAUAUGACUUUUCGGAAGUGGAUGUUGGUGAUAACGAUGAAGGCUAUGGUUAUGACUGAGAAGAAAUUAAUUUGUUUGCUGAGAUUUCUGCUGUGAUGCCCUGAUCUUCAGCCGGAUCCAACAGCUGCUUCAGGUAUGGUAAAUCCAUCAAUCUGCAUUGUUCAGCUGAUGGACCCUUUGAACAACUGCAUUGAGAAAAGCGGUAAACGUGAUUGGCUGUUACUGUUUUAAACUAAAAAGACCACUUUACUGUUUUUUUUUAACACACAAAUAUAAUUAUUCAAUAAAUGUAAUUAUUUUAUUCAACUUAUAUUUUAUUAUUUAAUUUUGUUUAUUUUAAUUCUGAAAUACAUAAAAAUUAUGUAUUUAUUCAAAUAAUAAAAUAAAUGAUUUUAUAUCAUAAAUUAAUUACAUUAUUUAUUUAGUAGUAAAAUAAAUUAUAUAAAUAUGCUCUUUUUAGUCAAUUUAUAUGUCAACAACUGUAGUUAUAUAAAAUUUUACCAAAUACUUAAUUUAUUUAAAUCCUUAUCUGCUAUUACUAUUAAAAUAUAAGUCUAAAACAUGGUCCAACACUCUAAAAUUUAAAAGAUAAAAUAUGGUCAGAAUACAAGUCCAAACAAAACCAAAAUAAAGCAAGUAUUUAAAUAAUAAAACAUAGCAAGCCCAUCAUGACAAAACUGAAUCUUUACCAAAAACCUUUGUUUAGUUAUGGCCCGUAGGUUUGAUUAGGUUCCCUAAACCUAUGAUUGCAAGUGUUGCACCAAAUCUGCCCCAAAUGAGUUGAAACACGCCUUAAAUGUAUAUGGAUCAUAUGAAUAUGAUUUUGAACUCCUUUUAAAUUCAUUUGAAUGAUAUAAGUUUGCUCCACACUAUUGUUGGAAAUUUGCCCUAUUAGAUCCGUAUCACAACCCCUCUUCAAUUGAGAGGUUUAGAUGACAUGUGGUUGCUGCGCAAGGUGGGCAGUAUUUUUUGCAUUUCUGCUGUAGGUCCUGUUGUCCCAAGGCAUGAACAAGUGUUUGGACGAAACACAACUAUAAGGGAAGAAGACCAGCAACCAACAGUAGCUGAACAGACUGCAGCAGCUCAUCUUGACAGAAUUGAAGCCAGAAUGGCACAUAUGGAGAGCAUGCUGCAAUUGCUGGUGCAGCACCUGCUGCCAGCUAAACACAGAGGCACCUAGUUUGGCCAGCUGUUUGCCCAAACAGCUGCCCAAACAACCACACUAGGGGGAGUAACUCAAUUUCUCUUUUACUUUAAUAUUUUCAUUGCAUUGAGGACAAUGCAUAAAAUAAGUGUGGGGGUGCAAAUAUGAAUUUUCUAAAUUUUAAUGUUCUUUUUUAGAAUGUUGUUUUUAAGUAGUUUUGAUUCUUUUUUAGUCUUAGAUUUCUUUUUAAGUUCAUAUAAUUUUUGCCUUAAAAAUUUUUUUUUCCCACAUAUUUGAAAUCCUUUCACACACAUACACACACAUGUUCAUAUAGCCACAUUUUUUUUUGUAUGCUUUACUCAAACACUAUAGGCUAUGUUGAAUGAGCUUUCUUUCCAUGACCCCAUUGAUGUGAUAACUCUUUAAAUCUAAGUUGAAUCAAUUACAAUGAGUUAUAUUUAUUUUUGGGAAUUUCUUUUUGAAUUGAAUCUGAGCUUACUAUGGUGAAAGAUGUAUGUCAUUACUCAUUAGAGAGAAUAAUGAAAAAGUGAAAAAUGUGUGAAUAAGGAAAUAUGACUUAUUUUAGCAAUUGGUGUUUGAUUUGCCCAAAUUAUUGUGAAAAAGAAAAA
Manihot esculenta (cassava) is the source of this 3051-nucleotide messenger RNA. RefSeq names its product mitochondrial outer membrane import complex protein METAXIN. Bases 354 to 1337 code for a protein of 327 amino acids. The transcript is spliced from 8 exons. The record is from RefSeq and is a predicted model, not a curated record. Lineage: Eukaryota; Viridiplantae; Streptophyta; Magnoliopsida; Malpighiales; Euphorbiaceae.